Myripristis murdjan (pinecone soldierfish) is the source of this 4574-nucleotide messenger RNA. Its product is annotated as sodium- and chloride-dependent GABA transporter 2-like. Gene Ontology annotation, molecular function: gamma-aminobutyric acid:sodium:chloride symporter activity. The record is from RefSeq and is a predicted model, not a curated record. Gene Ontology annotation, biological process: nitrogen compound transport; sodium ion transmembrane transport; amino acid transport. The transcript has 15 exons. Gene Ontology annotation, cellular component: plasma membrane; cell projection. Lineage: Eukaryota; Metazoa; Chordata; Actinopteri; Holocentriformes; Holocentridae. Bases 227 to 2062 code for a protein of 611 amino acids.
AAGGACCCACCCCCACAUGAAUUUGUCCCUGAGAGGUGCGUCACAGAUAAGUCAGGCGGUUGAACCAACCGUCAAAGAAGACAUUUUAAUUCUGGUUGCUAUCCUGCCACAAUGUGACAGAACUGCUCUGCUUUUUGAGCGCCAUGCCUCUUUUUUGAAGUGAGAGCGAGAUACUUUUAUACUUACUCCUCCUUGAGGCGUGUGUGUAUCUCUGCCAGCCGCAGUCAUGGCCGACAACCCAGCUCCAGAACAAGGCGGCAUACUCCUGAAUGGAUCCCAGGGAGGGAAGCUCUCCAAGGGGAGCAAGGCUGGCAAGGAGGCCCUGCAGGCUCGGGGCCAGUGGGCCAGCAAGGCAGAGUUCCUGCUGGCUGUGGCAGGGCAGAUCAUCGGCCUGGGCAAUGUCUGGAGGUUCCCGUACCUCUGCUACAAGAAUGGAGGAGGUGUGUUCUUUGUCCCCUACCUGUUGUUCCUGGUGCUGUGUGGCAUUCCUCUGUUCCUCCUGGAGACCUCGCUGGGACAGUGGACCAGCCUGGGAGGGGUCAGCGCCUGGCGGACCAUCUGCCCGCUGUUUGGAGGUCUUGGUUACGCCAGCCAGAUGAUGAUCCUGCACGGCUGUGUGUACUACAUCGUGAUCCUGGCCUGGGCGCUUUUCUACCUGGCCUACAGCUUCCAGGCGGAGCUCCCCUGGUCUCACUGCAACAACACCUGGAACACCAAUGCUUGCGUCCUGUUUGACCACCAGACGGCCAAUGGGAGCAGCCUGCCUGAGAAUGCCACCUCCCCAGUCAUGGAGUUUUGGGAGCGUGAGGUGCUCCAUCUAUCCAGCAACUUAGACGAGCUGGGUCCGGUCAGCUGGAGGCUGGCUCUGUGUCUGGCCAUCAUCUGGCUCGUCUGUUACUUCUGUGUCUGGAAGGGAGUCAAGUCCACCGGCAAGGUGGUGUACCUGACAGCCACCUUCCCAUAUGUCAUGCUGUUUGUGCUGCUGGUGCGCGGUGCCACCCUGCCCGGCGCGGCCCAGGGCAUCGUCUACUACCUAAAACCCAACCACACCCGCCUGGCAGACCCACAGGUAUGGAUGGAUGCAGGCACUCAGAUCUUUUUCUCUUAUGGAAUCUGUCUGGGGAGCCUGACGGCCUUGGGCAGCUACAACAAAUUCAACAAUGAUUGCCAUAAGGACUGCUACCUGCUGUGCCUCCUGAAUAGCAGCACCAGUUUCCUUGCAGGGUUUGCCAUUUUCUCCGUCCUGGGCUUCAUGGCCCACGAGCAGGGCGUCGACAUAUCAGAGGUGGCCCAGUCAGGGCCCGGUCUCGCCUUCAUCGCCUACCCCAGGGCUGUAGCCAUGAUGCCUUUACCUCAACUCUGGGCUGUCUGCUUCUUCCUCAUGAUCAUCAUGCUUGGUUUGGACACGCAGUUUGUGAGUCUGGAGGCGCUGAUGACGUCAGUGACUGACCUGUACCCCCAUCUGAUCAGACGAGGCCGGCGCAGAGAACUGCUGCUGCUGUUCAUCUGCAUCGUCUGCUUCCUGGUAGGACUGGUCAUGGUCACGCCGGGUGGUCUGUAUGUGUUCCAGAUAUAUGAUCAUUUCUCCUGCAGCGGAGCCAGUCUGUUGCUCCUCUCCAUCUGCCAGUCUCUGGCCAUCGGCUGGGUCUACGGUCCGGAGCGAUUCAGCGCCAACAUCAGGGAUAUGAUUGGCUACAACCCACUGCCUGUCUUCAAGCUGUGCUGGAAAUACCUGACCCCAGCUGUGUGCACUGGUACUUUUGUGUUUUCGCUGGUGUGUUGGUCUCCACUGAGCCUGGGGAAAGGCCUGAUUGCUCCAGGCUGGGCCACCACCCUGGGAUGGGUGCUCACCCUCUCCUCCGUCUCCCUGCUUCCCAUCUGGGCCAUCUACGCCCUAGCCACCACCCCAGGGACCCUUCUGCAGCGCUUCCGUCGCCUGUGCAGCCCUGACGAGGACUUCCUCCCCCCCGGCAAAUCGUCUCCCUCCUUCGAUCUUACCCUGCCACUGACCGAUAAGCCCAAGGAACCAAUCACAGACCUCAUUGAGGCUCAUAUGACCUGAUUACACUCAGCGACGCCGUCCCAGAGGAUUUUCCCCAGCCAAUCAGGUGUGGCAAAGGAGAGCAGCGGUGCGACCUGUCAAGGGUCGUUUCUUUUCCUUCAGGACCUGUCUCACUCUCUAUUCUGAUGAACUGCUAUCAGGUACUAGGGUCAGUUUUUGGAACAGCACACACUCUUCGAUCUUAACAGUGGUCUCUGAAAAAUCUCCAACUUCUUUUUUACUAUUCACUACCUGAAUGAAUUUAUUUUAGAGCCAUAUUCUUAAAAGCAUCGCACAGAGCAAGGCAGUCAUUUGUGUCAAUGUAUUUACUGUGAACCAAAGAUGUUCUUCAUAUCAGUAUACCUCAGAGAAGUGGUUUUAAUGGACUUACACAGUUUUUAUACAUAUAUAUAGAUAUAUAUCUAUAUAUCUAUAUAGAUAUAGAUAUAUAGAUAUAGAUAUAGAUAUAUAUAGAUAUAUAUAAUGUGAUACAUGCUUAAUUACUGUUUGCUUAACAGGUCUAUUCAGAUCUCAGAUAAACAGAUGCCAUUCAAGAAAAUGGGCAGAGCUAACUCCAUUUGCUCAUUUUACCGGUUAGAACUACAAUGUCAUAAUUUUUGAUCAUUUAAACGUGUUGGCCCAGCAAGUAGAUGUUAAAAACUGGUUCGCUAUUGAUCUAUUAAUGUGGUUCCAAUGGGAACCUGCAAGCAAGAGACAAGUGUCUCUCUGCUGACGUGUUAAUAUGUCUGCUUAGCUAGAGCAUCUCUCCAUAAAACAUAUCUGCCAUUCUGCUCGAGUGGCAGGUAUCAUGCAAAAUGACUCUAUGAGUCAGACAUGUAUUUUUUACACUGAUUCAACCCAACAUUAUGUCUGUACCCUCACCUCAGCUCCUGGCCUCUGUGGUAGCCAUACCAUACAGUUUCAAUGGUUCAUAACAUGCCUUAUGUCCAAAACAGAUGUUUCCUAUGUUGCUGUUUGUAUGCAAAACAAGGGUUUUGUUGCUGUGGUGCAACAAUACCACUUUUUCACUGCCAAUACUGAUGUUGUGCACUUAACUUUAAAGUAAUUGAUAAAAGUGAUUUGGCUCUUCAGUCAUCCGUUCUCUCCAUUAGAAAAACAUCUUUCUAUGCACAAAGCAGCGGAAAAUCUUGCGACAGAGUUGGCGCCUCCAUUGUUUGUUUUGUGCCAGUCGCUGUCCUAGAAGUGCACUUAUGGCAAUGAGCAUGUGUCUAUACACUGUAGUAAAUGCAGUCCAAAUCGAGCUGGGGCCCAUGCAAUCAAGUGUGUUUGAAUUGUUUUAUUCAGUUCUGUUACAAAAAUACAUGAUUUAAUGGCCACCAGCAGAUGUUCUUCCUGCUGUGUUAAAAAAAAACUCAAAUUUUGAUUGAAUUCACACACAGAUGAAUUCAGCUUUCACACUAAAUAGCACAUCUGACACUCCGACAAAUUGAUUCCUGUUUGUAGAGGACUUUGCAGUGCAGGGUCAGCUGUAACAUGUUGAAUGUAAACCUGUAGGGUAGCACUGUGAGACAAUGUUCAUUGAAUGUCUCCUCAACCUCAAAUCAGAGAUGGCACUUUAAGCAAUGGCAAGAUUUGUAAAGAAGAAAUGAAGGUGUUACUGAAGAGGUAUUAAUGUUUAAAAGAAAGCAUCAUGCCUAAAAUUGCGCUGUUAUAUUUGUCUGUACUUUGAGGUUUGUUGAUUUGAAGUGAAACAAGCCAUUUCACCACUGGACGGUAAUCCCUUCAUCUGAUCAAACACAAGUAUUUCUCUUAGAUGUUGUCUGAAUGCAGAAGAAUUUCAUAAUCCAUUUACUUUUUUUCUCUCUUAGAUCCACAGCACUAUAUUUUUAUCAAAGUGAAUGAAAGUGAAUCUCUAAAUUUAACAAAUGUCUCAUUUGAAAUUUUGUUAAAAGGUCAAAAUAAAUUAACAACAUUCCAUACCAUAUGUUACUCUGUUUUUUUUUUUUCUUAAUUUUGGAGAAGGGGUUUUGAAUAAUCAUUACUCAUCUGCUAUAAUUCUGUCCUUGCUGUAUUACCCAACAUGAACAAUACUCAAUGCUGACUUUUGAUUUUGGGAUAAACAUACUGCUAAUAUGCUCAAAUACAGGGUACAAUCGAACACAAUUGAAUACAAUUUAAAAAUAUAUAUAUAUCUUUUGAGCAAGCGUGAUGUGUUUAAUAUACUUUCUGUGGUAACUUGAAAAUACUGUUUUCUGGUGCACUGUCAUUCGGACCUGAGUCAAUUAUAAAAAUAUAACUGAAGUCCUUUCAGACACUCCACUGAGAUUAAUUAAGCUUGGCUGGCAGCACAGUGGAAACCAAUCGAGCUGCUCUAGAAGUGCAAACACCCCACCCAUCCAGAGUCGCUGGCACACAGACGCAAACACACCGAGUUAUUGAAAGGUUUUCAUUUAUUUUUAAGUUGAUGCAAGUGUUCUGUCACCUCUGUUUACUAGGCCAUAUUUGGAUAUGGUUCUUUAUUUUUAAAUGGGAUUGUAUGUGUAUUAUUUUCUUAUCUAAAUGAAAAAAAAUA